Molecule: messenger RNA, 8028 nt
Organism: Thamnophis elegans (Western terrestrial garter snake)
Lineage: Eukaryota; Metazoa; Chordata; Lepidosauria; Squamata; Natricidae
Gene: MAP3K2
Product: mitogen-activated protein kinase kinase kinase 2
Exons: 18
Coding region: 844-2688 (614 amino acids)
Biological process (GO): protein phosphorylation
Molecular function (GO): protein binding; ATP binding; protein kinase activity
Source: RefSeq, a predicted model, not a curated record
UUCUCCUAGCCAAAGAGGACAUCUGCAUUCUUAAAGCUUAUUAAACCACAACUUCCAGCAUUCCACGCUCUUUCGCCGGGCCUGCCGGAAGUUGUAGUUCAAUGGGCUUCUGAGUUUCCCAUGGUCGCCCCGCGCGCCAGUUCUUCCUCUUCCUAGAAAACGUUGUCUCUAAGCCGAGGCGUCUGAACGAGGGGUGGGGGAGGCGCGCGCUUGCGCGAAUGACGUUGACGUCGCCGCCGGGUUCGGUAUCACGGGUUUCUGCGUGAAGGAGGCGGAGCUCUGGAGAGGGGGAAAAAAACUGGAGCGGGCAGGGAGAGAGGAAGGUCUGGCUGGAUAAGGUGACGGCCGCGGGGUGGGGGGGCAGCCGUGGUAUCCUUCCCCCUGCCCCUCGCCCGCGGGAGUGCCCUGGUCUUUCAGCCGCCGCCUCCUCUCUAUCUCCGUCCCCCGUUCCCCCCACCUCAGCCUGCAGCUUUCGCUUUCCUGUGGGGCGAGGGGCCGCCGGGCCUGCUCCCCGUCUCCCCCUUUCAACGCCAUCCUCCCGUCUUCACCUGUCCAGGGUCAAGGAGCAUCUCGGGUCUCCGGUGAAAAUCGAGAACCUGGACCACACCACCCUUCCUCCUCGGCGGUUUGGGCCUGGAGCCUCCAGUCCGGGGGGAUUCUCCUCCUCCCUUUCUCCCCACACCACUCGCGCGCCUUAAUUCUGCCCCACAGGCUCCCUCCACGAGAAGAACCCUUUCUGCCUUGGCGUCUACCCUUGCCACUAGAGGACAUCUUGCCACUAGAGGCAAUAAAAGAAUUCUAAUGGGAGCACUGUUCUGAAGUUCGGUUUUGCUGGGUGCCAUUAUGGAUGAACAGCAAGCUUUGAAUUCAAUCAUGCAGGAUUUGGCAGUUCUUCAUAAGGCAAGUCGUCCUGCUUUGCCGCUUCAAGAAAUGGGAAAGGGAAAGUUAAUUUCACCCAAAAAACAGAAUGAUGUACGAGUCAAAUUUGAACAUCGAGGAGAAAAAAGAAUCCUACAGUUUUCUAGACCUAUCAAGCUCGAAGAUCUUGCAUCAAAAGCUAAAGUUGCCUUUGGACAGUCCAUGAAUUUGUAUUACAGCAAUAAUGAGCUGGUAAUUCCAUUAGCUAUCCAGGAUGAUCUGGACAAAGCUGUGGAGCUCCUUGAUCGCAGUGUUCACCUGAAGAGCCUCAAGAUACUGCUUGUUGCUCAUGGAAACACACAGAAUAACAUGGAUCCCUUGUCAUCAUUAGAAGAUUUGGAUAAUACAGUUUUCAGAGUAACAGAAAAGAAAAACAGGAAUUCUGUAAUAGGCUAUACUCGUGACAGCAGUUCUCCUCCUCCAGGAUACAUUCCAGAUGAUCAUGUGGCACGGAAUGGAUCAUUCACUAGUAUCAAUAGUGAAGGCGAGUUCAUUCCAGAAAAAGACUUAAUGUUGGAUCCAUUAUCACUGAGUAGCCCUGAAAAUUCUGGCUCAGGAAGUUGUCCUUCACUUGAUAGCCCUUUAGAUGGAGAGAACUAUCUUAAGUCCCGGAUGCCAAGAGCUCAGAGCUAUCCUGAUAACCAUCAAGAAUUCUCUGAUUAUGACCUCCCAAUAUUUGAAAAGUUUGUCAAAGGUGGAACUUAUCCUCGGUACCAUAUUUCAUACCAACAUCAAGAAUACAAUGAUGGUCGUAAAACUUUUCCAAGAGUUAGAAGGACUCAAGGAAACUGCUUACGCACUCCAGUAAGUUUCAGCCCAACUGAUUAUUCAUUGAGCACAAGCAGUGGGAGCAGCAUUUUCACUCCAGAAUAUGAAGAUGGACGAAUGCGGAGAAGAGGAAGUGAUAUAGAAAAUCCUACCUUGACCGUAAUGGACAUCAGUCCUCCCAGCCGCUCCCCACGUGCUCCAACUAAUUGGGUACUUGGUAAACCGCUUGGCCAAGGUGCAUUUGGUAGAGUUUAUCUAUGCUAUGAUGCAGACACAGGACGAGAACUAGCUGUUAAACAAGUUGAGUUUGAUCCUGACAGCCCAGAGACGAGUAAGGAAGUAAAUGCCCUUGAAUGUGAGAUUCAGCUUCUGAAAAAUCUGCUACACGAAAGAAUUGUUCAGUAUUAUGGCUGCUUAAGGGACCAUCCGGAAGGAACACUUUCUAUAUUCAUGGAAUAUAUGCCAGGGGGCUCAAUUAAAGAUCAGUUGAAGGCAUAUGGUGCUCUCACAGAGAAUGUGACUCGGAAGUAUACUCGCCAGAUCCUGGAAGGCGUUCACUAUUUGCACAGUAACAUGAUUGUACAUAGAGAUAUUAAAGGAGCAAAUAUUCUUCGUGACUCUGCAGGCAAUGUUAAGUUGGGUGAUUUUGGUGCCAGCAAACGGCUUCAAACAAUUUGUCUAUCUGGUACGGGAAUGAAGUCUGCUACAGGAACUCCAUACUGGAUGAGUCCAGAAGUGAUUAGUGGAGAAGGAUAUGGAAGAAAAGCAGAUAUUUGGAGUGUAGGCUGUACAGUUGUUGAAAUGCUCACUGAGAAGCCACCCUGGGCAGAAUUUGAAGCAAUGGCUGCCAUUUUUAAAAUUGCCACACAGCCAACCAAUCCCCAGCUGCCACCUCACGUCUCAGACCACGGUCGGGAUUUUCUAAAGCGGAUAUUUACUGAGGCUAAGUUGCGACCAUCUGCAGAUGAACUGCUGAGACAUACAUUUGCACAUUAUCACUGAUGGCCUGCCUCAAUCCCUUUCACCUACUGCAUUUUUUACUGCACUUUUUUUUAUACAGAGUUGAAAAAAGACAAGGGAGAAGUUAUUUCUCUUGAUUCUUUCUUUCAUAUAAAAUUGUUAAGAUCUCUCUGCAUAUUUAGAAUGCAGACUUUUUCCCAUUUAGAAUCUCCUUUGUUUCAGUAAUGUACUGAUGUGGUUUGCAUAAAGCACUUUAGUACAUAUUCAUUCCUAUUUAAGAGGGUAAAGAAUUUAUUUGGACCAUCAGGAAUCAUGUAUAAGACUUCCCCAUCUCUAUUCCCUUAGCAAGCACUGCUAAUUAACUCCCAAGGCUGGGAAGAUAUACAUGUCACUAGCAGAUUCAGAAAAACAGUAUAUAUCCAGUGGUUGCGGUGUAUAAAUAGAUAACAAAGAACUCUCAAUUAUAUUUGAGCUUUGAAAUAAGUUUCAUCUGUGAUUCUGGAAAUUCAUUUAGAAGCUAGAAUCUCAGGUUGCUGAGCAAGGUACAUUUUGGAAAAUAAACCAUCAUAUUAGCACAAAAAUGUAAACCAAAUAAGUGUUUUUUGCUUUGAAGAUAAGAAGCCUGUUGUUUAAUAGUGCUAGUGCAUUAAUGUCGUAUAUCCAGAAUCAUAGAUAAACAGAUUGCUGUAGUAUCAGACUUCUCUAAAGUUAAACAAUGUCCACGUAUCAUGCAACAAACUGAUUUUCAGGGUUGGAAAGAAUUGAUCUGUGAGGAGUCUCUAAUGGGUAGAAUGAAAUUUAUUUCAUGCAACAUAAUUCUGUUCAUAUUAAUUAAGAAUCCGUUCCAUAUUCUUUCUUCUGUCCCAAUUAUUCUUCUGAUUCCCUAAAAUAUUUUAUAAGAUCCAGGUUUUUUUCUCUCUACUGUGAGUUUUAUCAUAAAGUACUUAAGGUAGAAAAAUGGCCAGUGUCAAAAAUAUAGUUUCUCUUUCUGCUGCUGCUGAACUGAAUUCUGUGUCUGAGAUGCAUAUUUUAUUUGUCAAAUCUCCUUGCUAAUUUGCACUGGGCUGACCAUGUGGGAAUUAUCUUUGUGGGUUGCAAAUGCCUUAUUAAUUUGCGUUGGAAAAGCAAGUUUGGUAGAAUGAGAUCUGGAAGUUCCCAUGUGUAUCUGUACCAUAUAAUUCAGUUACAGCUGAAGACGAAGGAAGACAUAAUACAAAUUGAAAAAAAGACAUUUUCACUCCCAAUUGUUUUUUUAAAUUUAUUUAUUUAUUUAGUUGUUUUACUUUUGAUUUGAUAAUAAAUGAAUAAUCAGAUUUGGGAUUAUUAUCCCAAUUGUUUCAACCCAUAUUUGGACAUGUAUUAACAAUAGAACUGUAGAAUGUAUGUUUGCUGGCUGGCCCUUUAGGAUAUAUCUAGCACCAAACAAUAAUAUAACUGGAAAAUGGGAAAGAUGCUUCCAUUUUCCAGGAGUGGUGUUGUAAACAUUACUAUUAAUUGUUUCCUAGGCUUUCUGCAAAAUGUCCAAAGCAAGUCAAAUUAUAUGAAGAUAAAUAGAUACCAUAAUGAUGCUAUUAAACCUGACCAACAAUGACAUAUAAAACAUGUUACAUAGGUAUGAAUCAUAAACCACAUAUACAACAAUAUAAAAGUGUGUAUGUGAUUUAUGAUUCAUGCUUACAUAAUGCUCCUGGCACCUUAAUCAUGACUUGGUAACCUGAAUUUAUGUCUUUAUUUAUUGUUAAAAUAAGUUCAGAUAGAUAAAGCCUGUACUUUUGGAAAGCAUCUCUUAGACAUGCUGAAGAGAAAUAGGCAGCCCUGAUCCAUAUAGUCUUUCCCCAACUAAAAUGUAAUUUCAACACCAGAUCACCAAUAAAUAGAAAUGUAUUUUUUCCAUUUUUAUAGAACUAGGGACAUCUUUUAAUCUUAAUAUCCCAAAACCAACAACCACCAAAGAAUUGUACAAAUAAUAAUCCUAGCGUUAUACAUUUUGGUGGUGUUGCUGCCCCGUUGAUUGCAGCAAUAAGCUGCAGCCAUUAAAUAGGGCUUUUGUUAUUGGAAAUUGACCAUAUGUUGUUAAAAGUACAUGGAAUAUUGCUUAUGCAUUAGUCUAUAGUUGUAAGAGAAUUUAAAUUGGAGUAGCAAAUGUGGCUUGAACAAAAUUGACGCAAAUCCUCUUUAAAAAUAUACAACCUAUUAAUUGAGUUGUUUUCUAAGGGUCUUAAUUUUUGACUUUUGAAAGUAACAGAAAUGUUUCUAUAAGGAGGUCAGGUUUAUUUUUCUAAAGGUGUACUUAAAAUUUAAAAUAACAUGUAAAAAGGAAUCAUCAUCGUCAUGACUCCUUUCCUGUAACCCUUCAGUCUGUUAUGGUUCUGUACAGAGCUGUGUUAUCCUACAUCUGAGUACAGGCUGUCUUUUUCUGGACCCUGUAAGAAAGCUCUGUAAGAGUCUGAAUUUUCUAAACUGCUAUCAAGCUGUAGCUAUGCAAAUUAUGUAAAACAUGAAAAUUUCCAACACUUGGUCUCAAGUAGACUAAAAGAAGAGACAACAAGAGAAGUCCUCCUCCCACAUUUAUCAAAAUGUAUAUGUAUAUUUAAUAGUUUUACCAAAGUUCUGUGCUCUCUCAAUUAACAGGGCUUUGAAAUGUUUAAAAUCUAGCAGUCAGACAAUCAUUGCAGCCUCUGGGUGACCUCUGAACAGCGCUGUUGCACCAGUUCAAAAUUGUUGAAUGAAAAUAUUUGUUCGUGCAGACUAUUUUGAAGACCAAAUUUAACCUUCCACUUAUUUCAGAAGGUAGUAUCUAAAACAACUUAAAUGCAUUAAGGAAUAAAUUACACUGAAUGCAGGGAUACAUUUUCUUUUUAGUAAAUAUGCGUUGGAUUAAGUUGUUGGAUUUUUUCCCCUCCAAAUCUGAAGCAGAGCCUUAAAUUAUUUUUUGCAGGGAGACAGGAAUCAAACUCCAUCCAGAAAUUUCUAGCUUAAAGGGCAACACUAAUCAGCUAUACUUUUAAACAAAUAUACAAAGUCCUGUUUCAGCUGUAAAACAUGAACUGAUACUGUUGGAAUAGAAUCACUGGCUGCCUCUCCUUGCUCUUUCACUAUGUAAAUAAUAGCUUGUUUAUGGUGCUUUUCUGCUAUAAUUCAAUCUUUCUUGGAUCGGCUUUAUCCCACCAUGCCUUUUGGGAGUUUAGAAGCUUAGGGCAGUGAGUUCUUAAAAUUAUAUUAGGGCAGCGAGGGCGAUUGGCUCGGCAUGCCAAAAAUUCAGAAAAUGCCAACAUUGACUUUGGUGGCAUGUCACAUUUCCCCUCCUUCCCCAGUCAGAGAGGCCUGUCUUGACUCUCCUCUAGAUUCUCCUCAUCCUGUGAAAGUACAUAAGAGAGCCCUGCUCUUGGAGGGCCCCUGAAGCCUCAAAAAAAAUCACCCGAGAGCAUUCUUGUGUGAUUUUCUGAGGCCCCAGAGGCCCUCCAAGAGCAGGGCCUUCUUAUGCAACUCCUAGAAGGUCUGGAGGCCUGAUGUAUCAUCAAAAAUGACAUGUCAUAUCAUAGGCUAGUUAUCAUACUAAGGUCUUUUAGGAGUCUGGCACAGCGCUAACCUGAUUAUCAACAGGUCUGAUGUUCACAUGAUGUAGGAUACUGUGGUAACAACUGGGACAGAGGGUAAAUGUGAUUAUGUAGAAACUUGACUUCUUAUCCCUGAUUGGGAUGUGAAAUAUGUUUUUUAUACAAAAUAGAAAGUGCUGACAUCAAUUGAACUUUGGAAAAGGCUAGUUUCUUUUGAUAAUUUAUUAAACAAAAGCAUAAGAAUAACCCAUGAAUGUGUGAAUCCCCGAAAUACAGAAGUAAUGUGAAAUUUGCAGCUCUAAAAUAUUUGAAAGUAAUAAGGCCUUAAAAUGGAUAAAAUUCUAUGGAGUAGAUAGGUAUGAGAGCACUCAGUAUUAUGUGAAGGAGCAAAAAUAUAUAUUAGGUGGCUUAAAUUCAUGCAGAACAAGAAAUGUAAGAGACAAUACUUUUUGCUAAUAAAUUAGAAAAAAACCCAGAAAUGUAGACAAUUAGAAUUUAAUAUAUUCUGAACAGGAAUAAUUUUGUGAUCAAGUUGUUGGAAUAUGGAUGAGUGUAGGAGUUGCUUUAGGGGAAAAAUGGUGAUACAAUAGCCCUUUGCCUUUCUAAAGUUAUGUGCAAUUUAAAAUAUAUUCCUUAUCAAAAUAACUGAAUUAUAAGAUUUAUUCUGCUGUGUAUAUUUUACAUAUAAUUUCUAUACAGAACAAUUUACAAUGACCCUAAACCUAUAUUUUAAGUGUGUUUAUAUUUGAAGUAGCAUGGGAGAUUUCUAUCCAUGCUAUUUUUAUUCUAGGGAGCUAAAGAUACACUAGGGACCCAUAAAAUGCAGAUGGCAUUUCCAUUUUAUUUUGUGCCUUGUUUAAACUUUUGCAUAAGUUUAGUCUGAGUACUUCUAUUACCAAAAGGUAAUAAUGUGAUCUUUAAAUAUAAUUCUAAUGCAAGUUAAGAAUUAUAAAAUCUUGUAAUGUCCAAAGAAGUAUCUUGAAAGUAGGCAGAGUCCAAAAUUGUAGAUAACUUGCCCAAAUUGCAGGAUACUUUGUGCUCCUCAAAUCCAUAGUGUGGCUGAGGGAGAAAGGGGAAAAAACAACAACAGCAGAGUACGACUGAUAGCUGUGCCUUCUUUUAAUAUUGUGUUUUGUGUUGACAAUGACAAUAUAAAAGUGUUUCAAAAAAAGGAUGGAUAUAAAGAAGUUUCCCAAUCACUUCUAAUACCAGCUUUAGUGGAGGGAGGUAGCUCAGUUAUUAAUGAUUUACCUUUAAGCCACAAGGGACAGUUCCCAGCAAUUUGGCAUGAAGUUAUUGAAGUACACAUCCAGUUUUGAUAUGAAUUUGUAAAUAAAGUUUACAAAACAAAAGCAUAGUGAUUGACAGCAAACUUGCUGUUGUAAUUCAAGCCAAAUUUUGAUCAUUUUAAUUACAUUUUCCUUGGACUUCAUCAAAUGAGGCUGGGGACAGCUUAUGUGAUUAUAGGCAAAAGUUUUCUAACUAGAAACUUCUAAUAAAUAUAUCAAUUAAGCUAGAACUAAAACACUAAUAUAAAAAUACUUACGUUUCUGAAUAUCUAAAGUGAUAAUUUAGAAUCCUUCAAAGCUUGCCAAUACAAAUUGUGUCUGUUGACAGUGAUUUGUAACCUUUUAUUUUUAGUCUUAGAAUUUCAAAAGUAUAAACAUAUAAGAUCAUGGAACAAAAGCUAUAUAUUCUUUAUAUUAUUAAAAUGAUUAUGAGAAAAUGGUAUGGGAAUAUGUCACAUUCAAAUAAUUAUUCUAAAAAGAAACUGGAAACACAAGGGAAAAUUUAAUAUCCCUCAGAGCUGAGUAGACAUAAGCUA